Messenger RNA from Diachasma alloeum, 1676 nucleotides. RefSeq lists its product as uncharacterized. The transcript has 2 exons. The record is from RefSeq and is a predicted model, not a curated record. Lineage: Eukaryota; Metazoa; Arthropoda; Insecta; Hymenoptera; Braconidae. Gene Ontology annotation, molecular function: protein dimerization activity.
AAAUAAUUCAUGUGAACUGAUGUUUCAAUUAUAAAAAUGGCAUUAUAAUAUAAAUAAAUAAAUAAGUGUCAAUAAUAAUACAUACAUUUUGAAUCGUAAAGUAUUUAUUUGAAAGUUGGGUAACAUAAAAAAAUACUCCAAUAUGAAUGAUCAUCGUAAAAAAUCCACUCCCAACCGUUCUGCAGAUUCAGUAAUUGAUGAGGCUUUGGCUGAAUUUUUCUUCGGCUGCAAUAUACCUUUUAAUGUAGUGGAAUCCAAGUUUUUCAAGCAAUUCAUCAAAACUCUGAACUCCUUGUACCAAGUUCCAUCGAGGAAAAAGCUCUUCACCAAGCUGCUUGAUCAAAUUCACCAAAAAGUAAUUAAACAACUAGAAUACAACAAGUAGAUAGAUGGCGUAUUACUAACAGAUGGAUGGAAAAAUUCCUCAGCCAACACCAAAAAUGUCGUUUGCACUGUUUUUACUAAGGAUAAGAGGAGUAUUUUUUUGAAUUCGUGGGAUUUCACAGAGCUGAGAAAAACUGGGGACGAGUUAGCUAAUAUUAUUGAUGAAGCUGUGGUCAUGGCAAAAGAACAAUUCAAGGUAAAGAUUUAUUCAGUGGUAUCAGACAAUGCUUCAGCAAUGAUGCGGAUGGGCAAGCUAGUGAGUGUUUGGCAUACCACCUGUAGUUCUCACAGUGGUAACUUAUUGCUGAAAUCUCUCGUUGAUCCUAAAUUCGCUGAAUGCAUUAACAAGUUAUUGAGGGAGUUCAAAAGUUCUCGAGGGGAGAGAGAAUUAAAAAAACGUCAUGGAACGAGAAUCAUGCUUGCGUGUGAGACUAGAUGGUGUUCAUACAGGGAUGCAUUCCGUUGCUGUCUGAAAAACCUGCACAUCAUGAGACGAAUAGAGAAGGAAGGGAUUAUUACAGUGAAAUCAGAAAAUUCUAAACUUUUGGAGGAUACUACACUCGAAGAACGAUUACAAGAUUGUUUAAUACGGUUUGAUCCUGUUUGUGAAUUGGUAAAUAAGUGCCAAAGGACUGAAACCAAUCUCGCAGAAGCAGAUGAGCUCUGGGUGACACUGAAUAUCCCAACUGAGAGUGAUUCAAUCGAUAAAACUCUGGAAGGUAGAUUGAAUAAGGUUCUGCAGCCAAUCGCCUUGGUAGCAAAUUAUUUGCAUCCAGAAUAUCGGGGGAGACAAUUCGCUAAUUUGGAGUUCUUCAAUAGGACAGUAUCUGAGUUUUUGCAUGAAGAACUAGCCAAUGAGGAUCCUACCGAGUUGGAAGGUUUGAGAGAAUACUCAGAGGGGAAAGGAAUUUUUGAACGAUUAAUUAAAAAAAACAUUAAAUCUCCUGAGGCUUUCUGGUGCAUGGCAGAAAUCGAUUACCCAGCGUCAUCUAGUUUGGCAACGAAAAUCUGCAACAUUCCGAGUUCAACCGCGCAGAUUGAACGACUAUUCUCGAAUUGGGCAUUCAUUCAUUCUGAUCUCCGAAAUCGUCUGAGUGUAGAACGUUCUAUGAAGCUAGUUUCUGUUUACUAUGCACUCAAGAUGCGAGAUUCUUCGUGGGAGAAAAUUGAUGAUUCAUUGUGGGAAGAAGAUGCUGCGACGAUAUAAUUAUGAAAUAUAAAUUUGAAUGUUUCAACCAACUUUUAUUGUCAUGUUUCUGUCAUACAUUAGUUGAUGUACAUAAACGCCUAUA